AUUUUUUUGCUUUCAUAAAAAAAAAAAUGGUUGAAAAUUCUGAUUCAAAUAAAAGUCAUAACAAAAAAACUUUUAAACAUCAAGAUAAUCUUCCAAAGUUACCAGUACCUCCUUUGGAAGAUGCUAUUAAAAGAUAUCUUUCUGCAGUUAAACCUCUUCAGAGAGAAAAAGAUCACAAACAAACAAUCGCAGCAACUCAGGAAUUUCUUGAAAAGGAAGGUCCUCAACUUCAAGAAAAGUUAAUAGAUUAUGCUAAAGAUAAACCUAGUUAUAUUGAAGAAUUUUGGGAUGAUUCCUAUCUUAGUUAUACUGAUCCAGUUGUUUUAAACCUGAAUCCAUUCUUUGUUUUGGAAGACGAUCCCACUCCCGCGAGAAAUAAUCAAGUUAUUCGUGCCGCUUCUUUAAUUCUUUCUUCCUUAAAAUUUAUUCAUGCUUUAAGAACAGAAAUUCUUGAACCUGAUUAUUUUAGGGGUAUUCCUCUUUGUAUGGCUCAAUUUAAUCGAUUAUUUGGAACUGCUCGUUUACCUACUGGAACUGGUUGUACGAUGAGUACUUCUCAAGAUUCUAGACAUAUAGUUGUUAUAUGUCGUGGACAAUUUUAUUGGUUUGAUGUAUUAAAGGAAAAUAAUGAAGUUGGAAUUAAUGAAAGAGAACUUGUAAAUAAUCUUAAAACUAUUAAACAGGAUGCUUCUGAUUUACCAAUUGUAGAUAUUGCAAAAAAUGCAGUUGGUGUUCUUUCUACUGAAAAUCGUACAAUUUGGGCUGAGCUUAGAGAUAUAUUAGAAAAAUCUUCAGAAGAUAAUAAGGAUGCCUUGAAAGUACUUGAUUCUGCUUUAUUUGUAGUUUGUUUGGAUGAAGUUUCUCCUGAAACUAGUGAUGAACUUGCAACAAACAUGCUUUGCGGUACAUAUGAUAUACAACAAGGUGUACAAUGUGGUACUUGUUCCAAUCGUUGGUAUGAUAAAUUGCAGAUUAUUGUCUGUGAAAAUGGUUCAGCCGGUGUAAAUUUUGAACAUACUGGUGUUGAUGGUCAUACUGUCUUACGUUUUGUUUCGGAUAUUUAUACUGAUACUAUUUUACGAUUUGCACAUAAAAUUAAUAGUCAUGCAACACCUAUAUUCAAUUCACAACCAACUUCUCAUCAUCAUCAAACAAAUGGUAUAAUAGAUACAAAUCCAAAGAAACUUGAAUGGAGUUUUAAACCUGAAAUUCAUGUUGGUAUUAGAUUUGCAGAAACAAGGUUAAGUGAUCUUAUAUUACAGAAUGAAGUUAAAGUUCUCGAAUUUGAUAAGUAUGGAAAAAGUUUUAUCACACACUAUAAUUUUAGUCCGGAUGCUUUUGUUCAGAUGGCUUUUCAAGCUGCUUAUUAUGGUCUUUAUGGUUCAAUUGAAAGUACUUAUGAACCGGCAAUGACUAAGGCAUUCCUUCAUGGACGAACUGAAGCAAUUCGUUCUGUUACCACAGAAUCCGUUGAUUUUGUAAAACUUUGGUGGACUGAUGCACCUGGUUCAGAAAAACUUAAAGCUUUACGUGCAGCUGUUAAAGCUCAUGUACACUUGACAAAAAUGUGUGCAAAAGGUUUGGGGCAAGAUAGGCAUUUAUAUGCUUUGCAAUGUGUAUGGCAAAAAGAGGUUGGCAACUCUAAUAAUGAAGCAAAGUUACCAGCUAUAUUUAGAGAUAUAGGUUGGCAAACUUUAAGUAGCACAGUAAUAAGCACAAGUAAUUGUGGUAAUCCUGCUUUAAGGUUAUUUGGGUUUGGACCGGUAGUUUCGGAGGGUUUUGGUAUAGGUUAUAUCAUAAAAGACGAAGGAAUUGCGUUUUGUGCCUCAUCUAAACAUAGACAGACGCGUCGUUUCCUCCAAACUCUUGAGAAUUACUUUAAUGAUGUUCGCUUAUUACUUCAGUCAGAAAAACGUGUUCCUGGUACAAUACGUAAUUCAUCUGAAGAAGAGAACAUUAGCAUGCUUUCAGGAUAUGGUUAUUUUGACGCUGGUGGUAUUGAUUCAUUAUUUGAGCAUCGUUUGGAAGAAAAGAGAGGAGGAAUGAAAAGAGUUGGUAGAGCAUUGAAACCUGUGGAUUAUUGUUAAUUUUGCUAUGAUAACUAAAUUAUUUAAUAAUUAUUUAAAGUUUAUUUUCACCAGUCUUAACCUAAUAAUAAUUUGAAAGUAUUAUUUAAAGGCAGUUGCUUGUAAUUGGUUUCAGAAAGGCUUUAAACUUUAGAAUCUAGAUUGUUAUGAAGAGAAAAAGUAUUUCAAACGUUAAAAGUGCGGAUAUUUCAAACAUUAAAAGUGCGGUAAGUUACCAAAAAGAAUUGGGUAAUUAAUUAUUUAUAUAGUUACUAUAUUUAUUUUCAUAUCAAUAAUAAUACCAAUACAAUCAUUGUCAUCAUAUUCAUUAAUAUCAAAUAAAAGAACAAUUCAACAUUUUC
Messenger RNA from Rhizophagus irregularis DAOM 181602=DAOM 197198, 2428 nucleotides. The record is from RefSeq and is a predicted model, not a curated record. NCBI's taxonomy places the organism in Eukaryota, Fungi, Glomeromycota, Glomeromycetes, Glomerales, Glomeraceae.